AUGGCAGGGGAUCUUGUGGUUGGGAUACUUUAUAACUUAUUACUACCUCUGCUUCUGCUGACUGCUUCUUCAUUUCGCUAUAAUGGCCUUUCCGUGGUGUACUUUGUGUUUCUGCUCACCGUACCACUGCUGCCGAACCCGAGCUUGGUCACCCUAAAAGGUAAAACUGGCCAGUUUCUUCAGUUAAUAAUCUACACUAGCAUAACAUUCCUGACCCUGCAGUGCUUCAUGCAGAUCCCCUUCAGCUACCUCCCUCCACAUGUUGCUGGGAUCUGGGAAGAUUUCCUUUACCACUUAGGAAUUGUGAGAUUCAGUUCGGUUGACCCUGCAAACAUUGUGCGACUCUUGGCUCCAGAUAUUGGCCUUUUCUUCUCCAUUCUGUUCUUACUGAGGCUGUGCAGAAAACUCCUUCGCCCUGUGCCCCAAGUCAGCCUCCAUGAAAAUGGGAUCCCUCCUUCAGUACCAGAGGGUGUGGAAAACUCUGACACAGAAUCAGGGGAAGGAUAUGAGACAGAGGCCUCGUCUUUUGAUAGCUCAGACGAGACCACUGUGCCGGUUCAGUCUGGCCAACCGCAGUUUGUCCAGAAGCUGAUAAUGUUUGCCGCUGGACUGAGGCUGCUGCUGUCAGCGAUCAUGAACACAGCGGGAAAAGUGGUGGUCACUGUGCUGCUGGGGCUUGCAGGUAUCAUACUGCCUUCCCUCACCUCAGGAGUGUACUUCGGAGUGUUUUUAGGACUGGUAUGGUGGUGGAUAUUCAGUCGGUCCAUCAGCAUGCUGCUUUUCAGCUGCCUGUGUGUGAUGAUGGCCAUCUUCAGCGGAGGACACCUGCUGGCUCUGUACCUCUACCAGCUGCCCCUGUCCCAGCAGCUCGUCCCACCAGAUGAUGUAUAUGCAAGGUUGUUUGGGAUGACGGGAAUGAUCCAAAUCAAUAGUUCACAGCCCCACAGUCUCGGUCUGCAUCCACAAGUCUGCUGGCCUGACUUUGUCAACCCCUUGGUUCUUCUGCUUCUCUACUUCACGCUGGUGGCUCUUCUGCACAAAUGGGUCCACAUCACAGAGGAGGUAUGUGAGAGUGAUAUUGCUGAUGUUGACAAAUCUGAGAGUCCAUUAGAAACCCCUGAAGCUCCUCCAAGCUUUUCCAGGGUCAUCUACAUCACAGGAGAUAAACAAGAGCUCUUAAGCAGCACAGAUGAAGAAACCUAUCUUCCUGAUGAGCAGAUGGUCUUGAUGACUAGAGGUUCCUGGCAGAAUGUCCACAGCAACAGCCUUGGGUGUCUGUUGGAGGGAGCUGGGUACACAAACUGUUACACUCCAUCUCUACAUGAAGAAAAAGACUGUCCUUCACUUGAGGCAGAAAGUGAGGUAGAAAUGGAGGAUAGGAGUGAAGAGGUCCCUAGGAGUCUGACGGAGACCUUGCCUCCCCCCUUAGGCCCCAGUGGCCUGGUUAUCUUUGGGCGUCUGCUGCAGAAACAUAGCUACGUUUGUGCCCUCAUCAUCAUGAUGGUAUGGAGUAUAACUUACAACAACUGGCUUACUUUUGCCCUGCUGGUGUGGUCCUGCUUUAUCUGGAUGAUGCGGGACCGCCGGCGUUACGCCAUGAUGUCUGCCCCAUUCCUUGCCAUCUAUGGCUCUGUCCUGGUGGUGCUGGGCUUCCUGAGCGGGCUGCGUCUCAGCCGAGCCGAGCUGUAUCCUGGGCUGCCCCCAGCAGUGAUAGUGGACUUUGAUCUAAACAGCUACCACCCUGCACCUUGUAUCCACCUGGGAGCCAAGGUCUUCUACACCUUCAACUUCUGGGUGAUGUUUCGCCAGCAGCUGAAGGAAAGAAAGGAGGAACAGAGCAUGAAGAAGGAAUCUCUAGAAGAAAUCAUUGUCAUGCCACCGGAGGAAAGUCAGCCAUCACCUCUGGUAGCGAUGCUGAUCUCCGGUGUCAAAGGGAUUCUGGUCAAAUACUGGAUCCUGUUUUGCUGCUCCAUGUUCUUCAUAGUAAGCUUCUCUGGAAAGGUGGUUGUAUACAAAAUCCUCUACAUUGUCCUCUUCCUCCUGUGUGUGGUUCUAUACCAGAUCCGCUAUGAUGUUUGGCGUCGGGUUCUGAAGACCUUCUGGGCAGUUGUGGUGGGUUACUCCAUGGUGGUACUGAUAGCCAUCUACAUGUAUCAGUUCAGAAGUGUUUCUGCCCUAUUCAGACAGAUCAUGGGCAUGUCAGAAGAAGGACUCCGUGAUCUGGGUUUUGAAAGGUACAGCACAGUGGAGCUGUUUGCACGUAUUCUGCUUCCUGCUGCUUUCCUGUUGGCUUGUAUCCUCCAGCUGCAUUACUUCAACUCUGACUUCCUCACUCUAACUGACCUGGACAAUGUACCUGUUCAGGAGACUUCCAGACAGGAAGAACUAAAGACUUCAGUCAAUAUGAUAGCAGACAUCAUUAAAGAAAACAUUGAAAAGUUGCAGAAAAGGCUUUUAAAGGAGCAGACAGGUAAUGGUAGGAGUCAGGAGACUCUGGACAGCAUCGGGCUGCAGACCUCCUCUGAGAAAGGAGCAGAAGAGCAGCAAGAGACAGCACAAGAAGAAACUGUGCCAAGCAGCCGUGAGGAAAAGUGGGUCAUGAUUGUGGACCGGGCAAGCCUGCUCAUCAUCGAGGGGGUGUCUGGACUCCGCCGGCUCCAGGAGUUAAUUUGGAGACUCAUGGAGCUCCACAGCCUUAAAAUCGUGUCUUCUGGCAUCAUCUGGGUGUCACUUCAAGAGGUUUCACUGAUGAACUUCCUGUUUUUGGUCCUGUGGGUGUUUGCACUCCCAUUUCCAAGAUUACGUCCUUUAGCCUCCAGUAUCUCGGCCGUGUGGGCCUGCAUCAUGGUGGUCUGCAAGAUGUUUUAUCAGCUCAAAGUGAUCAAACCUCUGGAUUACUCCUCCAACUGCACUGCUGGCUUAACAGCCUCCAACAGUUCUGGGCUGGAUGAUGGAGCAGAUUUGAGGGGAAACCUGGUGGAGCUGCUCAGGAGGUCCAUUCUCUAUAUCGAACCUGUUGACCCGGUCUUCUGGUGUGGAGCUCUGCAAAAGUGCGAGGGGAGAAUCCUCCCCUGUCUGAGGAACCAUUUGAUGGUACUCGGGUUGCUUGUAUUCGAGGCGACCGUCCAUCGCCACCAGCUCUACUUUCGCCUCCAUAACGACCUGAAACCUCCUCCAUUCAGCACCAUCUUCCAGUUCAUCACAAGGCAGCACCUAGAUCGUGGCGUUCUGCCCUGCAUCAAAUACUUCAUCAACUUCGGCUACUACAAAUUUGGAUUGGAAAUCAGUUUGAUUGUGGCAGUAAAUGUUAUCGGACAGAGGAUGGAUUUCUACGCCUUCCUCCAUUCCUGUGCUUUGAUAGCCGUAGUAUCUCGGCGGCGCAGGAAGGCUAUAGGAGAGAUUUGGCCCAAAUAUUGCUGCUUUACAGUCGGCCUCAUGGUGUUUCAGUAUCUGCUCUGCAUUGGCAUCCCUCCUGCUUUCUGUGUUGAUUACCCCUGGAGAACAGCAGCUCAGCCUUUGAGCUCUAAUGUCAUAAAGUGGUUUUACCUGCCAGACUUUGCAAUGAGACCCAAUCCAUCCUUUAUUUUCUAUGACCACCUCCUGCUGCUGUGCUCGUCUAUGCAGUGGCAGGUUUUUGUGGAGGAGAACAGGGCCGCUGUGCGACUUCUGGCUGGAGACAACGUCGAGAUCAGCCGCAGUUUGGAUCCAUGUUCUUUCAACCAGUUCAUACCAGUUGACAACUUCCUUCACUGCAGGUCGUACCUGGACAUGGUGAAGGUGUUUGUUUUCAGCUACUUCUUCUGGCUGGUCCUCUGCCUCAUCUUCAUCACAGGUACCACACGGAUCAACAUCUUCUGCCUCGGCUACCUGGUGGCCUGUUUCUACUUCAUGCUGUUUGGUGGCAGCGUCCUAAUGCAACCGGUCAGAUACAUCCUACGCCUGUGGGACUGGCUCAUCGCCUACACCUGCUUUGUGAUCACCAUGAAAAACGUCCUGUCUCUUGGUGCUUGUGCGUAUCUGGACAGCCUAUUGAAGAACAGCUGCUGGUUAAUUCAGGCCUUCAGCAUGUUCUGCACGAUCAAAGGCUACGAUGUCCCUGAGCCUACUGAUGAGUGUGAGCUGCCAGAAGGUGAGGCCGGCAUCGUCUGGGAUGCAAUAUGCUUCAUCGUCCUCCUGGCACAGAGGAGGGUCUUUCUCAGCUACUAUUUCCUCUACGUGGUGUCCGAUCUCAAGUCCGCUAAGAUAUUGGCAUCGAGGGGUGCUGAGCUGUUUGAGGCCAAAGUGAAGAAGCAAGUUGCAGCCAGACUGAAGAUGGAGCAGAAAUCUGUCGAGGCACUCAAGAGACAGAUGGAGAAGAUUAAAUCCAAACAGAAGGGUCCUCCUGCUGCAUCGGACCUAGCUGUACCCCCAGCAGAUCAGGAGCAGGCGACACUAGAUGACGAGGAGAAGGCAAUGAGAGAUGGAGGAAAAUGGUGGAAGCCUUGGGUCUCUCGGCCUGGAGUGGAGAACAAUUGCGGCUACCACCUGUUUGAGAGCGACAGCGAGGAGGAGGAGGAGGAAGAAGUUACACAGAUGAAAGAGGAGGAAGAACCACCAAAGAAGAAAUCUGCUCUCCAGUGGGCAUAUAAUGCCUGGACUACCAGCUCCAAAUCAGCUCUGAAGGAUCUAAAGAAAGAAAGGAAAAAGAUAAAGAAAGAUGAGAAGAAGAGGGCAAAGACAGAACUGCAGAAGCAGCAGGGUAUUGACAGAACCAAUUCCAGUGAAGACGAACUGGAUGAAAGUGCUAUGGAGGAGGAAGGAGAGGAGGAAAGAGAAAACAUCCUGCAGCGCAUCCUGAACAUGUUGAAGUUUAGCUGGGUGUUUCUGCAGUCUCUUGUUGACGAUUUGACGGACGGUCUGAAUGCGUUCUGUAAAGACAGCCUGGACAUUUCCAAAGUGCUGCGAUUAGAGCGAGCAUUACUCAACCAGCAGCAAAAGAAGGGAAAAGAAGUGAGUCAGGAGAGCGUGAAGCAGUUUUAUGAGACCUGGAUAUCCCGCCAAAACACAUUGUCAUCUGAGGAAGGUUUAGAUGCUCUGUCUCCUCUAACCCCGCCUGCCGUCCCCUCCUCUCAUCAUGUCUAUGCAAAGCUUAAAAACCAAGCCUCCAAAAUAUCAUGGGGCAGCAGCUUCUCCAGCUGUAUGACAGAUGAAACGAUGCUGGGCUCCCGACAGCCAACACAAGAGGAGCUGGAUGAGCCUCCUGGCGUGCCGUCUCCUCCCCAGCUUCGACGGAGACUGAUUAAAGAGGCCAACAUCGACCAGAGCUCCUUUGAUAGUGAUGAUCUUCCACAAAGUCAAGGAGAUGAUGACCAUGACCACAAAGACACAAAACAAGAUGAGGAUGUUGAGAAGGAUGCAGAGAUUAGUGAGACAUCUGAUCAGGAGCAAAUAGAAGAAGAUAAAGAUGACCAACAAGAUGAUCCAGAACUGGAGAAAGAUGGGUUAGAUGAAGAACUACAACGUAGAAAAGAGGGUGAAUUCCCCAGAUACAUUGAGUGCACCUCACUGGAUAAGCAAGGGAGCGAUGAAGAAAAAAGUGUUAACCUCACUCAGUCUUCUAGACCUCUGACUCAGGAAACAAGGAACCUCACUGCCAGCGAGCUGCUGCUCAACAGCAUGUUUGAAAGUGAUGAGAUCUCAGAGUCUGAUAAGUUUUUCAAGACAUUGCCGGGACCAGUGAAGCUGCUUUUUGCUCUCUACAACACCAUGGUGUCCAAAUCAGAGAUGCUGUGCUACUUUGUUAUCAUCCUCAACCACAUCGUGUCGGCUUCGUUUCUCUCACUCAUCCUGCCAAUUCUGAUCUUCCUCUGGGCCAUGCUGUCUGUGCCGCGGCCGACCAAACGCUUCUGGAUGACAGCUAUAAUCUACACAGAACUUACAGUUGUGGUGAAGUACUUCUUCCAGUUUGGUUUCUUUCCCUGGACCACAUCCGCUUACAGAGGAAUCAAUGCAGACCGGCCCUUUGCCCUGCCAAACAUCAUCGGGGUGGAGAAGAAAGAUGGUUACGUCCUCUUUGACCUCAUCCAGUUGCUUGCUCUGUUCUUUCACAGAUCUAUUCUGAAGUGCCAUGGGUUGUGGGAUAACAAGGAGGUCGAGAUGCCUGACUUCUUCAAGAAGCUCAAGAAGAAAGUGGACAAGAAGAAGAUGACAGGAGCGGAUAAGAUGGGGAGCAAAGAGAAACCCUUACGCCGGCUGAAAUUCCUCCCCUUUCAGGCCUCCACCACCUCCAUGUUCUGUAGACAAAAGAAAAGUGAUUCUGAAGAAUCUGUUGGUGAGAAGCAAGGGAAACCAAAGAAGCAGCUCAGCAAGAAGAAUAGAAGACAGCGAUGCGCUGCUCCUCUGUCCAGGAGGCAGAGGAUGAGGCAGCAUAUCAGAGAGACGAUGCUGCAGGUCAAAACUGCCACCAUAGAAGUAGCUCUUCACAUCUAUCUCCCCAUAAGACAGUUCUUCUACGACAUCAUCCACCCUGAUUACAGUCCUGUGUGUGACGUCUACGCCCUCAUGUUUCUUAUUGACGUUGUCAAUUUUAUUGUGACCAUAUAUGGAUAUGGGGCCUUUGGGAAAUAUUCUGCAUCCAUGGACAUCUCAGAGACUCUGUCAGAAGACCAGGUUCCUGAAGCCUUUCUGGUCAUGCUGCUCAUCCAGUUUGGUACCAUGAUUGUUGACCGUGCCCUGUAUCUGAAGAAGUCUCUGCUGGGGAAAUGUGUUUUCCAGGUUGUGUUGGUGUUUGGCAUACACUUUUGGAUGUUCUUCAUCCUCCCUGGGGUCACAGAGAGGAGGUUCAACAGAAACCCAAUCGCUCAACUUUGGUAUUUUGUAAAGUGCAUUUAUUUUGGCUUGUCUGCCUAUCAAAUCAAAUGUGGCUACCCAAACCGCAUCCUGGGUAACUUCCUUACCAAGAACUACAACUACCUCAACCUCUUCCUCUUUCAAGGCUUUCGGAUGGUCCCAUUCCUCACUGAGCUGAGGGCCGUGAUGGAUUGGGUUUGGACCGACACCACUCUGUCUCUCUCCAGCUGGAUUUGUGUUGAAGAUAUCUACGCUAACAUAUUUAUCCUCAAAUGCUGGAGAGAGUCUGAAAAAAAAUAUCCACACCUACCAGGGCAGAAGAAGAAGAAGGUGGUAAAAUAUGGGAUGGGAGGCUUCAUCAUCUUCGCCCUGAUCAGCAUUAUCUGGUUCCCACUCCUCUUCAUGUCUCUGGUCCAGUCAGCAGUCGGACUGACCAAUCAGCCGGUGGACGUCUCCAUACAGCUCAGCAUCGCAGGAUAUGAGCCUCUGUUUUCCAUGAGCGCCCAGGAGCAGAACUUGGUCGCAUACACUGAAGCUGGAUUCAACCGACUCACAAAAGUUUAUGCUACACAUCCAGGUGCAAUGCAGUUCCUAAUGAACUAUGAAGCAGAGGACAUUGUUGUUGCCAAAAUCAAGAGUGAUGCCAGUCUGCUCUGGACCAUCAGCCCAGCCAGUCGAGCAGCAAUGAUUAAGGAACUGAGCAACUCUUCCCACAUAUACAUGACUUUACGCUGGACACUGCUCAGGAAUGCAUCCAUAUCAAUGAAUGUGGAGGCGGUGGGAGAACACACCGUGAAGUUUGAUGACGAGGCUUUGAGGAAUGGGAUUGUCCAAAUGCUCAAGGGCAACAGCACCAAACCUGUGAUAAUUCAUUCUCUUCUGCCAAAAUACAUACGAGGUCCCAAAGGACAGGAAUCCAAAAUGGCAACCAGGAUGUCAGUAGACUCGUCUGAGCGCGCGGAUCACAAGGGGCUUUCCUUCUUCAGGCCCAUCUCCAUCAGGCUUCAGCAGGUCAACGGGACCUCAGACAAAGAGACAGACCAGUGGUGGGUGGUAGAGGAGUGCUCCCAGGUUCUCACCUCCCCUGAACCAAAAUGCCACAGCAUCGAGAUUAUGGUGUUUAAUGAUAAAGUCAGCCCUUCAAGUCUGGGCUUUCUGGCCGGACACGGAAUCGUUGGCCUAUACAUGUCGGUGGUGCUCGUCAUUGGUAAGUUUGUCCGGGAAUUCUUCAACGGGAUAUCUCGCUCCAUCAUGUUUGAGGAGCUGCCCUGCGUGGACAGAGUCCUGAAGCUCUGCACGGACAUUUUUGUGGUGCGGGAGACUGGAGAGAUGGAGCUGGAGGAGACGCUGUUUGAGAAACUCAUCUUCCUCUAUCGAUCACCAGAGACCAUGAUCAAGAUGACCAGAGAGAAGAAAGACAGCUAGGACUCAGGAGUCCAUCCACUGUUAGCACGGGUUGAGAAGGUUUACAUUAGUGUUGUAGAGGGCAGCAAAGAUUAAGGUGGACAACUCAUUAGUCCUAUCAGUUAGUAAGAACCACCAAACACUAUGCAGCAAGAUCAUGUCUUCAGGUUUUUUCACUUGUAAAUGUGAAGAGCAAAAAUACCUUCUGAUACAAAAAAGAUUGCUGGCCAUGUAGUUUCCAGUGACACCUUAAAACAUUUUAUAGGGACUUCAGUCCUUUCUAAAAAAAAAGAAAAACGCUUGACCUAAUGUCAUAAUCUAUUGGCAUUUUGCCUCCAAUUUACACAUUUUUUUUUUGUUAAAUUUCAACAAAACUGAUGCCUAUUUUAGGAGAGACAAUGUUUUCAAAGUUGACUAAAGCAAGAGAACAAAAAACAUGUUUUGUGUUUCAGUCCAUUAUCAGUGUAAUUGACACAAACACGCCUGGAAACAGGACAUGACUGCUACUUACCUUCCAGGUAAUUUUAAAUACAUUCAAAAUUUAUUAGAACCUUGUUUUAAGUAGAUAAAACCCCUGGAAAAAAAAAGUUAUACAAUGUGGAGAUAAAUCGUUUUUAGAGCCCUACAUCAACCAGGAAAGGGAGAGCUGACCUUUUAAGGAUAAAUAAAUGUAUUCCUUAUGCCAUUAAUCAAAGUUGCAACAGUACAUCCAUGGAUUUUUUUACAUCCAGUAUAAGACAGCUUCCCUGAAAAAGAUUUAACUAUUUGAACGUAAACAUGUUUAAGUGGGUUUACUGACAAAAUCCAUGCAGUGUGAACUGAAAUCUUUACUUAUGACUUGAAACUUUAAAACUUCAGGUUUUCCAAAUUAACUGCAGACAAUACUUUAUCUGAAAAUUUUUAUAUUUUAGGUGAUUUCACCCUAAAAUGGCAGCUUACAGUGAACAAAUCAGUUCUUUUUCUAGUCAUUUAUGAUACCUAAAACCCUGAAGAAACCUACUUGCAAAGUAGAGAAACAUAAGCACUGAACUGUUUUACAACCGAUCGGACUUAAACAUGUUCUCCUCCAUACCAAUAUCAAAUAUCUGAUUUAAUUAUCUCCAUUAGAAGUGCUGUAUUCAACUAUCUGUCUGUGCAACUUAUUGGUCAAGUAUUCGUGCCAGUUUACAGUCCACUUUGCAUUGGGUUCAGGAUUUAAAGGCAUUUACUCUAGAUCCUUCUGUACUAUUAAUCGCCACACUUGAAUAAGUGAAUGUAAAACAUUCACGCCUCUGUAAAUACCACAUUUCUGUACAUCACCAUGUAAACUCAUGAUUAAAUAUUAAAUAUCAAAACUUGUUACACAAAA
Molecule: messenger RNA, 9580 nt
Organism: Girardinichthys multiradiatus
Lineage: Eukaryota; Metazoa; Chordata; Actinopteri; Cyprinodontiformes; Goodeidae
Product: piezo-type mechanosensitive ion channel component 2
Exons: 56
Coding region: 1-8253 (2750 amino acids)
Source: RefSeq, a predicted model, not a curated record